UUAGAAUGUCGAAGAAGAAAUCCAAAACGCAGAAGAAAAAGUUCUUUUCUGACCCAAAAAACAAGAACAAGGUGUUCAAGAAGAAAGAGAAGCCGGUUGAUACUGUCACAGCGGAUUCUCAUCUACGAAAGCGUGGAGCGUUUCAAGUGCUCGUACCAUCACAAGGCCAUACCAUCCCUCACUGUACACAUGGACCGUGCUUGUUGUUUGGUGAACGCGAGAAUGGGAAGAUAAAAAGUCGAUUCUUUGCUUGUGCUGUGUAUAGGUCUGACUCAGCUGCGUGUGAUUUCAAAGUAGAAAUCGAUGAAAGUGAUAAUAUUGUGCAAACUGAGGCUACCGCUAAUGGAGAACCUCGGAGUGAGAAAAAGAUUCUUAGCAGAAAGGAGCCUAUCGGUUACGGCUGCAUACCGAAGAAGUUGAAGAAAAUAUCCAAAACCUCAACGCUAGUGUUCUGCCAUGAGUGCAACGAUGUCUUCGAAACUAAGCACAAAUGUCCAUCUGUCAUCGUAACGAGAAAGCAGUUGCGUUAUCCUUCAAAGCUGUUGUAUGCUCUUGAAAACCAUAGUGGAGAGGCACAAUAUUUCUUCUCCAAUGAAGUCCUUUCCGUUCUUCUGGGCGCCAUUGAACGCUCUGGGGUUGAUGGUGUACUGUGUGUUGGAGCACCAAGACUUUCUGAGUCGCUUAGACAACAAAAAGAUGGCAGGAAUUUGUUUUUGUUGGAUUAUGACAAAAGAUACGCACAUUUUUAUCCUUCGCGUCAGUUUGCACAGUACAGCAUGCUUGUAGACCAUUUCUACGAUAAGAAAGCUCCGACAAAGCUCAACAAUUUCUUUGCAAAAUGCACUAAUGUACUUCUUGUGUGCGAUCCUCCAUUCGGGGUCUUUGUGGAGCCACUCAUGAGGAGCAUCGAAUCUUUGAAGCAUCGCUACGAGGAAUCUAGAGAAGGAGAACCCGCAGUCUUUCAUGGAUGCAUAGCUAUACCGAUGUUUGUAGGCAAACAUAUUCUUCGAACAGAAAAAAGCUACUGGAUGAGCGACUACAGGGUCACCUACGAGAACCACAAGGUGUUUUCCAAACCAUCGAAAACCACCGUAAGACUUUUCACCGACCUGAAACCAGAAGUUUUUGAUUUAUCAGCGAUAGAGGGUUACAAAUACUGUGAAUUUUGUGAGCGGUAUGUGUCGAAGAAUAACAAGCAUUGUUUCAUGUGCUCAGCUUGCACUUCCAAGGAUGGAUCGCCAUAUAAACACUGUGAUCGAUGGAAGAUGUUUCAUCAGAGAAGAAAACGAAGAAGAACUAAAUUCCUAGAUAAUGGAUAG
Molecule: messenger RNA, 1319 nt
Organism: Cylicocyclus nassatus
Lineage: Eukaryota; Metazoa; Nematoda; Chromadorea; Rhabditida; Strongylidae
Source: the annotation of a GenBank genome assembly